GGCCCCAGCCGCCCUCAGUCUGCGCCGGUCCUCGGUCCCCGCAGCAUCAGCAGCAGGCUGAGCCCCCCCGCGGCCCGAGGCGGCAGCAGCGCGGCGUAGCGACGCGUCGCGUAGCGAGCGUAUAGCGAGCCACCCCUCGCGCUCGCUCCAGCCAGCCGGCUAGACCAGCGCGCCGCCCCCGGCGCCAGCCCCUCUCCACCUCAGCACACAUUUCUCUCGCGCGUCGCCGACACGCGUUUCGCCCUCUCUUUAUUCUCUUCUUUUCCCCGCCUCUGGUGCGCGCGGUGCGUGGUGCCGAUGGGCGCCAAAUAGCCCCCGAGCCGCCGUCACUGGGGAAGGCCAGGGGGGCCUGUGUCACCGUGCGUGCUGCCUGCGCACAGCCGUGAAUAAGAGUCUGCCGAUUGCCCGCCGGCGUCCUGGGCGACGGGACGCGACAACGUGUCGCUCGGAGCGACCCCGUCGUGUGACUGUGUCGCGGACGCGCGGGGGAAUUUCGCGCUCGCGUACCCAGCCGUCAUUACUACAGUAGUGUCCGGUCGGCCGGCCGGCCGCGAUUGGGCGACCGCGAGCGCCGCCAGAGUGACACGUUAGUGACGCGCGAGUGACGCGAUGGGGCCGCCACGUGGACUAGCGCUGGUGCUGCUGGCGUGCUGCUGUUGGUGCGCCGGUGUUGCAGGCCACUCUGAUGAGUUCGUCGACGAGUACAUCGAUGACCCGUACAACAGCACCAACCUGUUCGCCAACAUCUCCAACCCGGAGGAGGCGCUGCGGUGCGCCGAUCUGCAGCUGCAGUACGAGGCCGCCCCGCCGGCCAACCACUGCGAGCCCUUCUUCGACAAGGUGCUCUGCUGGGAGCACCAGCCCGCCGGCACGCUCGCCUCGCAGACGUGCUUCGCCGAGCUCAACGGCGUGCCGUACGACAACAACGGUCGGAACGCGACGCGGAUGUGCCACCCCAACGCCACCUGGGACCAGACUACCAACUACUCGGCCUGCAUGAAGGACCUGGCCAACGCCAACGACCCAGGCAACCUGCACACCGAGGUCACCUCCACCAUCUACUACGUGGGCUACACCGUGUCCACCAUCGUGCUCACCGUCGCCGUCUUCAUCUUCUCGCACUUCAGUGAGCUCCACUGUCUCCGUAAUCGCAUUCACAUGAAUCUGAUGCUCGCGUACAUUGGGGCGGACAUCGUCUGGAUCCUGAACAUGACCGUCAAUGUGUACCUCGGCCACGAGAGCACGGAGUUCUGCAUCAUCUUCACGGUCCUCCUCCAGUACACCCUGCUCACCCACUUUCUCUGGAUGUUUGUCGAAGGACUCUACCUUUUCACGCUGGUGGUGAUGACGUUCCAGCAGCACUCGGCCAAGCUUCCCGUGUACCUCGUCAUCGGCUGGGGCACGCCCCUCGUCGCCGUCGUGGCCUGGGUCAUCACACGGCUCGUGCGCCCGCCACCGGACCAGGGCGAACGAGAAGGGCCGCAGACAUGUCCCUGGUGGCAAGAGCAUUGGGCGGACCGGAUAUGGAUCCAGGCCCCCUGCAUCCUGGUGCUGGUCGUCAACAGCAUCUUCCUGGUGUUCAUCAUGUAUGUGAGUAUCCUAAAAAGGUGGUGUGGACUGUCCACGAUCAUUUUAGUUGUUCGGGUGAAUCUCUAUCGAGAUCUUUAUAGUUAGACUACAUUGUCCAGA
Frankliniella occidentalis (western flower thrips) is the source of this 1689-nucleotide messenger RNA. Its product is annotated as diuretic hormone receptor-like. The transcript is spliced from 9 exons. The record is from RefSeq and is a predicted model, not a curated record. Gene Ontology annotation, cellular component: plasma membrane. Bases 610 to 1674 code for a protein of 354 amino acids. NCBI's taxonomy places the organism in Eukaryota, Metazoa, Arthropoda, Insecta, Thysanoptera, Thripidae. Gene Ontology annotation, molecular function: diuretic hormone receptor activity; G protein-coupled peptide receptor activity; peptide hormone binding. Gene Ontology annotation, biological process: adenylate cyclase-modulating G protein-coupled receptor signaling pathway; cell surface receptor signaling pathway.